Molecule: messenger RNA, 696 nt
Organism: Talaromyces atroroseus
Lineage: Eukaryota; Fungi; Ascomycota; Eurotiomycetes; Eurotiales; Trichocomaceae
Exons: 1
Coding region: 1-696 (231 amino acids)
Source: RefSeq, a predicted model, not a curated record
AUGGCGCCCAUUUCAUCCAUUACAGAGCCUAUAAUACGCGCUGUCCGCAACCUCACGCACGCAUUUAUCCCCCUUUCCAUACCAUCGAAACUCGCCACACGCCUCGACUCGUUAGAACGCUUAACAUCCUCCUCUGGCUCCUCCCUAGAUCAUCCAAUGCAAAAAAGGCAAAAUGGAAUGGUCUCCAUACCCGCAACAUAUGCAUUCCUCGACACAUCACCCACCCCCGGCACUGUUGUCGGCAUCGUCCUCGGCACCGUUGCCGGUAUAAUUAUUGCGCUUUUAGUCGUUUAUCAGAUACUUGGCUUUGGCGACAGCGACGAAAGCGUGGUAGUAGUUGAGGAGAGAAGGAAUAUUGGUGUGGCUCGCACGGGCUCUCGCCGCAGUGCCAUUGCUCGACCGGUGUCGAAUCGUUCUGGAGGGCGCCGUGUCGUGGAGGAGAUGGUUGAAGUGCAAUCACGGCCAGCCUCACGCAGAAGACACGAGCCAGUGGAAGAUGAAGACGAGGAUGUAGUAGUGGUUGAGGAAGAGGAAACUACCGGCACACAUUACUCAGAUGAAUUCGUCGAGGUUGAGGAGGGGGAGAGUAGUGUCGCGACUAGUCCGCCGCGGCGUAGGAGAAGAAGUGGAAGUUAUAGGAGAGUCGACCCAUUAGCGUAUGGAGAUGGCGAUGAAUCUUAUAGACGGGCUCGGUGA